AUGGAACAGCCGAAUUCCUUUACGUGGAGCUCAUGCGAGGGCAAUGAUGACGGCCGACGCAUCGCAAUAAAGGAGGAAGCUCUGGGUGUGGGUAUCAGACACUGCAAGCAUCUUAUUGAGAAAUUAGAAAGGGUUCUACACAAUGCUCAUGCGAAUGAUGCAUCGAAUUCGACCGUGUUGGGACGUGAAAUCCUUGAAAAAUGGAUCAACGACUGCAAGAGCCUCAUUGAUCGCCAUAAGGAAUUUAGGGUCCUUGUGGGUGUCGCGGGGCCCACCGGUAGCGGUAAAACGUCAGCCCUCAAUGCUCUCCUUGAGGCUGCUACGGCGGUGCCUUGUCGAAUCGCAUAUAACCAGGACGAUAGGAGCAGCAUGAAGUUCCGCGCAUGUGUCACGUUCCGCAACAAAUCCGGUCUAACAAAGCAACUCAAACAAUUUUAUGAGGAUUUGCAGAGUAGGGACGAGCUACGGGAUUCAUCCACAGGCUCGGCUGAGGACUAUGAGGCUUUGAGGAAUGCCAAUGCUAACUUGAAGCCUACGUUCGAAAUGAUCAGAACAAUAUUCGGCCUUGAGGAGAAGGAUGUUGUGAAAAUGACACCCCAAGAUCUCCUUGACUCGAACCAAGACGUUAGCAAGUUGCUUGGAACGACAAAAAGGUAUCAUAGUAGUAACGCUGAACAGCUAUCUGAACAAAUUAAGCCAUACCUGGAUUCAACCGUUGCCCAGCACACCAAGUUAGGCGCUGAAUUUGCAGCUUGGCCUCUCGUCGAUGAAGUCGAAGUAUUUGUGAAGUCCGACGUCCUCCGCGAUGGCGUGGUGCUUGUCGACCUCCCUGGGCUUGCAGAUUCGGUAGAGAGUAGGGCUGCGAUAGCUGAGGCAUAUUUCCCUAAACUGGCUGCAACUCUAAUUGUGACUCCGGCUCGUCGAGCAGCGGAUGACUCGACAUCAGUGAAGCUGAUGUCAGAUCACCAAGAGUUGCAGAUGCAGAUGAACGGAAAGUUCCACAAACGAAGCUAUUGUGUUGUAGUUUCGCAAAUUGACCAACUUGAGCGGAGUUCGGCUCUGAGAACUCGGGAGGCAAAGUCGAAUGCAGAGUUGCAAGAGCUUCUACAAGAAGAGAAGCGUUUAAAGCUGAAGAAACAAGACAAAGAGAACAAGUCGAAAUCUGCUUCAAGAGAACUGAAGAAACUCCAAGCGGCAUGGCGAGCUACAACAUCCACUGGAAAUAAACGCCGAAAGGGCUUUAGUGGUGUAUCGAAAAACACAGACCCGGAGGAAGAUUACAAGAAAUUGAUAAAAAGUCAACGGGCUGUUUCUGUAAAGGCUAGGGCAGAAGUGGACGCCGCGAAUGAGAAAGUGAAGGAUGUUGGAGGCCAUAUACAUUACCUCUGCGUUAAGAAUAGGAACGAAUUCUUCGAGGGUCGGAUCCAACAUGACUUUGAAAGACGACAAGCAAACAUCACUACUGACGACCACAAGGACUUAAAGGACACAUACGAUGGCAGAGUAUCGAUUUGUCCAAUCAGCGCCAAAGCAUUUUGGCAAUGUAGCCCAGGCGAGGAGCCUCUGAUGGGGUUCCCGAGUCAGCUAUAUUCAGGAAUUCCGAAUCUCGCGCAUUGGACUCGGCACGCAACAAUUCCAGAGCGAGAAAUACAUGCGGAUAGUCUUCUACAUGACCUACGCCACUGCUUCAACAUAAUUCAAACGUGGUCGAAGGAAGAAUGGAGCCAUAAUCGACUCGAGGUUAAUAAGGAAUGGAUCCAGGAACAGGUAUUCCCGAGCGUAUAUGCCGGGUUACAGGAGAGUCUGAAUACGCAAUGGGCCGCGGUCGAAAAAGACGUCCGAAAGUGUAGCCCACUGAAGGGCCAAAAACAUUCAAUUAACAGUUGCGCGGAAGAGUGCACAAAAGUGGUAAAGAGGUGGUCGUAUAAAAUUGUUAACGACGAAGCCGAUCGAGAUAGGAUACAUUGGAUCACUUAUCAGGCGAACAUAAAGAGGAAAGGUGACAAGUUCCUGAGCAGGUCGGGAGAAGGACAGGUUGAAUACAACUGGAUGGAGAAUGUAUCGGACGUCCUCCUAAGGACAAUUGUCGCCGACUGGAACCAGGCCCUUAACCACAAUAUCCCCGGGCUUGCGAGGCCGGCUGCUAAACGGGCAAACAUGGCCUGGAAGGAAUUUAUUGAGCGUGUGAGGUUUAGCGUUGAGGAAGUAAUCCCACGCCUUUCACCAUUCCUCGAAGAAAUAAUCCCUAAACUAGACGUCAUAAAGGAACAAAUCAAGGACAAAAUGCGACAAGCUCUAAGAGACCUCUCUAAGGGCGCAUCGGAAGUACAUCCUGAUUUGGUUAAGGAAAUUCAGAGGAAAUGGAAUAGCACUUUCAAGAAUGCCGGCAAAAUGAAAGGAAAGGGAUCAUUCAAGGAACGCGAGGAGAUAAUCAUACAGUUCGCAGUCGAUAGUGGAAGAAUGAUGUUCAAUGCUGCUUUCACACGCUUGAGGAAGCAGCUUAACGACAAUUUCAAUCGACUUCCCGAUAUCCUUAAAAGUAUAACCAAAUUCGCUCUCCAGGCAGUCCAAGACCAGAUCGAAGCACUUCUUGACAAUGCGCUUUUGCCCGAUAUCAAGAUGGAGGGUGCCCUCGAGGAAAAGGUCAAACUACAGCAUGACAUUAGGGGGAUCUUAUUUCAAUGGGAUGUCCAAUGGACCGUUCCCGGGAGCAGUCAUACGAAUGUGGAGGAGUUCGCGAUCCCCAGUGAAUACCACGGUGUAUAGGAUGAUUUCGAUGACGGUGAUAGCGGGGACGACGAAAUGGAUAUAGAUGAUGAAGAUCCCAUUUAGCUGGAAAGCGGUAACAAAACCAGCCAGUCACGAAUUCGUCUUGUCCAGGAGAACUUUGGCAUUACUCAACACCACACCACAUCCCGCUCUUACUUUCUAUUAAGCACCAUAUCACGU
Molecule: messenger RNA, 2949 nt
Organism: Hypoxylon trugodes
Lineage: Eukaryota; Fungi; Ascomycota; Sordariomycetes; Xylariales; Hypoxylaceae
Exons: 7
Coding region: 1-2766 (921 amino acids)
Source: RefSeq, a predicted model, not a curated record